AUGGACACAACUGGAAAGGUGAUCAAAUGUAAGGCAGCUGUAGCCUGGGAGCCCAACAAGCCUUUGGUCAUAGAAGAAAUCGAAGUGGCUCCUCCCCAGGCCAAUGAAGUUCGUGUAAAGAUUGUAGCCACUGCAGUGUGUCACACAGACCUGUACCAUCUGUAUGAGGGGAUGCACAAGGAUGGCUUCCCUGUGGUCCUGGGGCACGAAGCUGCUGGGAUAGUGGAGAGUGUGGGCUCCGGAGUCACAGAGUUCAAGCCUGGUGACAAAGUACUGCCCCUGUUUCUGGCACAGUGCCGUGAGUGUAAAUUGUGCCUGAGUCCGAAGACCAACCAGUGUGUGAAAGCCUGGAGUGAAGUCCGCAUGGAUGCAAUGUCCCCAGUAGACUCCAGGUUCAGCUGCAAAGGGAAGAAAAUCCUUCAAUUCUGUGGAACCAGUACUUUCUCAGAGUACACUGUGGUCCGACAAAUUAAUUUAGCCAAGAUCCACCCUGAUGCCCCCCUGGAUAAAGUGUGUCUCAUCGGCUCUCGACCUGUGGACCUCAUCUCUGGACGCACAUGGAAGGGGUCUUUGUUUGGAGGAUUUAAGAGUAAGGACGGGGUGACUGACAUGGUCCAGCGAUACAUGGACAAGAAGCUGAUGGUGGAUGAGUUUAUUACCCACAACAUGGACCUGGGUCAGAUCAUGGAGGCUGUGGAACUCAUGAAGAAGGCUCAAUGUGUCCGGGCGGUUCUGAAGACCUCAUCACAAUAG
Molecule: messenger RNA, 753 nt
Organism: Knipowitschia caucasica
Lineage: Eukaryota; Metazoa; Chordata; Actinopteri; Gobiiformes; Gobiidae
Source: the annotation of a GenBank genome assembly